AUGCCGACGGCAAAAACUCAAGGUCUUCCUUUCUUGUCAUACAUCACGGAUUCUACUUACUCUUUACAGUGUGAUGAUACCCGACCCUGCCAGCUGUGCAUUCGCUCCGAUGCAGAAUGUACGGAUGUUAUAAACAAGCGACGAAGAAAAAAUACCAGAGCUCAGUCACAAAGCAGAAAGCCGCCUGAGAAUCGUCCACUGCUCACGGAAACGGCCCCUUCGCACGAUCCCAGCCCCGGUCUACAGACGCAUGUUGGGCCCGGUGGCAAUCAUGCUACAGAUCUGGUCACCAGCCAGCGAGAGCGAGCCCACUCAACCUUUCAUCAUGCCCAGGAGCUUUUUCGCAAUCAUAUGACCACCUUGCGGGACUCUGAUGCCAUUCCUGACGGGGCCCCCGCAAACAAGCUGCCUCAAGUUCAAGGAUCGAGAAUACCAAUUUUCGACAUAAUUGGGAUGCAGCUCCCGUCGACACCCGUUACUCUGGCAUUAUUAGACGCAUAUCUCCAAGCGAAUCACUGGUACCUUUCCAUGUUUCAUGAGCCCAGCUUUCGCGCACGUCUGGUCACCAUCCUUCGGACUGAGGGUAUUCUCCCCUGUGAGAAGUCAUUUUUAUUGUUAUUGCUAGCUGUCUUAAUUCUUGGAGCCCGGUUUUCUAAUCACGAUACCCUACAUUCCCUGGACUCACAGUUUAAUCUUCAGCAGUGCAAGGCAACGUGGAUCAAGGCUGUGGAGGAUCAUAUAUUCUGGAUUCUAAAAGAAGCCACGCUAGAAUCAAUCGCCUGUGCCGUUCUCAUGUCCAUUGAGUACCUUUUAGAACGCAAGACGCAGCUCUCCUUUACCAUGUCAGGACUGGGAUCGCGAGCGGCGCAGGCGAUGAGCCUUCAUGACGAGGCCACGUGGGAACCACUAGAUUUCAUUGAAAUACAGGUGCGCCGACGAGUUUGGUGGUCCAUCUACAUGGUCGAUGUAUAUAUCGCACAAGCGUACGGGAAACCAUCAGUCCUCCCAACCGUACAGUUCAACGUUUGCGAGCCAAAAGAUCUAGAUGAUACGAUGGCCACCUGCCCGGGGAUCGGAUCAUACGAGGUACGAGAAGACGGCACGUUCAAGCCUGUGACGAUAUUCUCGUACAACCGCUACAAAGCACAGCUGUACUCGAUUGCCGAUCCAACGGCGCAUAGUAUACGUUUACCUCAUAUCAAGCGCACCUAUGCCCGUCUCCUGGAUUGGGAAAAGACCGUCCCACGAGAGCUCAAGCUUGGCAGCUUUUCGGAGGAUCAGAGCAUGAUCGAUGACCCUGCUCGGCGUGUUUUUUCCCUGCAGGCACUAACGCUACAGGUGUCUUAUGACUACAAACACCUGAUAUUGUUUCGCCCUUUCCUUCUCAGUAGGAAAUACCUCAGUGUCCGAUUACACGAUGGCCCGAUCGAAUCGCAAGAUAGAUCCGAUACCACGAUCCGUGACCAAUUAUUCACUUCUGCCUUGCGCAUGUCGAGCAUCUGUCGGUGGCAAAAUAUUUUAUCUAUUCUUGGGAACACCACCUCUGCCGUUCAACUCUGUUUCCAGUGCUUCACAGCGGGUGUGGUACUGGCGAUGCUGGCCUUAUCUGAACUGUCCUCCCCACGACUGUCUGAAUGCAAGCAAGGACUGGCCCGUCUCAUUAAAUCUCUGGAAGUGGCAGGUUCGGGCAGUCCUUUAUCCCGACAAAGUGUCGAUAUCCUGAUGGAAGCCAUGCAUCUUAUCUCGGCCGAGGAAGUCAAGGAGCUAGUCUCCAGGGCGGGCAAACCAGCGGAAGAUCUACGCGAUGUUGUAUCAGACUCAGUCACAUGGUCGGCGGACAGCUGCGGGGCGAGUGAUGCGCAGCAUGCAAUGCAGCCAGAUGCAGUGCAUGGGCCAGGCAUAUGGGCGGAGUUGGACUUGACGCCGGAUGAAAGCGAGCCGGAAAUACUCAACUCCAUCUCUCUAUACCAAUCGCUUGCGUCUUUGUUCUAG
Messenger RNA from Penicillium roqueforti, 1992 nucleotides. Its product is annotated as transcriptional regulator family TF. NCBI's taxonomy places the organism in Eukaryota, Fungi, Ascomycota, Eurotiomycetes, Eurotiales, Aspergillaceae. The record is from RefSeq and is a predicted model, not a curated record. Bases 1 to 1992 code for a protein of 663 amino acids. Gene Ontology annotation, biological process: DNA-templated transcription. Gene Ontology annotation, molecular function: zinc ion binding; DNA binding. The transcript has 4 exons.